Molecule: messenger RNA, 300 nt
Organism: Linum trigynum
Lineage: Eukaryota; Viridiplantae; Streptophyta; Magnoliopsida; Malpighiales; Linaceae
Source: the annotation of a GenBank genome assembly
AUGCCCACCCCUUCUUCUGUUCUCUUCGCCGUCUCCUCCCUUGGAUCGUCGGUCUCUUUUGCUCCCCUCAGGCCAACCGAUAACUUCAUAGCAGGUCUCCUUCCAAUGCCCCAUCCGACCACAAACGUCACACUUAGGGCGCUCACGUCGCUCGCUCAGCUCCUUUCGUUCGUCGCCCCUUUUGUUUGGAAAGAAGCAGCUGAUUCAGUGGUGGCUCGCGGCGGAGUUGCCGCCAAGCUCCUUCUCUGUUCAUCUUCAAGGAUGAGGUGGAAGGCAGACAUCAGUGAGGGCAUUGGUUGA